AUGUCACAGCCAAAGAGUCUGUUGAUCAUUGACAAAGAACAUGAAACGACGGUUCUUGAAAAACGAGAAGAAAGUGUUCAAACUGUAGGACCGUUCCCGAUGUUGGGUGGUCCUGAGAAAGCAGGAAAAGUCUUUACUGUGACAGGAUUGCGAGAAACACAAAGCGAUAAUGUUCUUGUGCACCCCAAUAGGCUUUCUUUGUCAUUCAUUGAUGCACAGCCCAAACUGAAACGAAGAACAGAGAGAAUAGAUACGGAUGAAAUUGACGGCGGACGACAAGGGGUCAGAAGCAAUGCUUCGCCUCAACGAGUUUUAAACCUCUUGCCAACCUCUUCAGAAUCGACCAGCGUAAAUUCAGUUGAAAUUGACAAGAAGUUGGUAUCAUCCACAAAGACUAAAGACAUGCUCUCAAACCUAAUUACCAAUGAAUCAAACACUCAUUCUACCAGAGAUUCUAUUGGACGCAAUCCAAAUUGA
This is a messenger RNA of Melampsora larici-populina 98AG31, 477 nucleotides long. RefSeq lists its product as uncharacterized. The coding region runs from base 1 to 477 and encodes 158 amino acids. The record is from RefSeq and is a predicted model, not a curated record. The transcript is spliced from 4 exons. NCBI's taxonomy places the organism in Eukaryota, Fungi, Basidiomycota, Pucciniomycetes, Pucciniales, Melampsoraceae.